This is a messenger RNA of Botrytis deweyae, 240 nucleotides long. RefSeq lists its product as uncharacterized. NCBI's taxonomy places the organism in Eukaryota, Fungi, Ascomycota, Leotiomycetes, Helotiales, Sclerotiniaceae. The coding region runs from base 1 to 240 and encodes 79 amino acids. Gene Ontology annotation, biological process: translation. The record is from RefSeq and is a predicted model, not a curated record. Gene Ontology annotation, molecular function: RNA binding; structural constituent of ribosome. The transcript has 3 exons. Gene Ontology annotation, cellular component: cytosolic large ribosomal subunit; ribosome.
AUGACCAAGGGAACUUCCAGUUUCGGAAAGCGUCACAACAAGACGCACACUUUGUGCAGACGUUGCGGUCGCAGAUCUCUCCACAUCCAAAAGCACACCUGUUCAGGAUGCGGUUACCCAGCAGCCAAGACCCGUCAAUGUACGUUUACUCCAUCCAUUCAUCUUUUACCACCAAAUCGAUUCAGAAAUAUCCACGAUAUACUCCUACCUCCAAUUCAUCGAUACACGAAGGAGAAAUGA